AGCCGCUUUCGGAUUGGACUCCGUAUCGGUUUUCUACACUCUCGUCGCCCCUCGCAAAACCCGUCAAUAAAUACCAGCAACAGGUUUUUCUACGAAUCAACCACCAGAAAGGGCGACCGAAAGAAAAGAAAAGAGCGAGACGCACACCCGAGAGCUAAUUCCCAAAUCCGCGAGCUCCAGGUCGCUGCUCGGCUGUCGCGUCGAUCCCAUCCGCCGCUUCGAUCUGCGUGUUGGGGAUUGCUUGGUGGCGGCGCCGCCAUGAUGGAUCCGGAGAUGAUGCGGCUGGCGCAGGAGCAGAUGCGACGCAUGUCCCCCGACGACCUCGCCAGGAUGCAACAGCAGCUCAUGUCCAAUCCUGACUUGAUAAAGCUAGCAUCCGAGAGUAUGAAAAAUAUGAGAACUGAGGACUUCAAAAGAGCUGCUCAACAGCUCAAUCAAACAAGGCCAGAGGAAAUGCUUGAUAUGACUGAAAAAAUUGCCAACGCUAAGCCUGAAGAAUUUGCUGCCAUGAAGGCCCAAGCUGAUGCUCAAAUAUCAUAUGCGCUAUCUGGUGCCAAGAUGUUGAAGCAGCAGGGAAAUGAACUUCAUAGCCAUGGGAAGUAUACUGAUGCUGCUGCCAAGUACAAGCUUGCCAAGGAAAACAUGAAGAGCAUACCAUCGGCAGCUGGGCGAACUCUGCAGUUGCAGUGCACCCUUAAUUUAAUGUCGUGUUACCUGAAAUCAGGGAUGUUUGAUGAAUGUGUAAAUGAAGGUUCAGAGGUUCUAACUUAUGAUUCGAGCAAUGUGAAAGCAUACUACCGAAGAGGUCAAGCUUACAAAGAACUAGGAAACCUUCAGGCUGCUGUUGCUGACUUACGUAAAGCCCAUGAAAUUUCUCCGGAGGAUGAAACUAUUGCUGAGGUUCUGAGGGACACAGAUGCAAAACUUGCAACUGAAGGAGGAGGAACAAACCUGCCAAAAGGAGUUGUUAUUGAAGAAAUUGUGGAAGAAGAUAGUUCAGAGCUGUUAAGUACUCAAAGGAGUUCUUCUACUGAGUAUACUGUUUCACAACCACAUGAAGGAGCAGGAAACUCAAGACAAUCUGACUCUUCAGAAAGCCUAAUGAAUGAUCCUGCUACUAUCAGGUCAUUUCAAAAUUAUGUCUCUAAUAGUGAUGCUGAUGGGUUAUCAAAGUUGGGAAUGCAAGGAAUGUCGCCGGAGCUAGUUAAAACUGCCAGCGAAAUGAUCGGCACCAUGAAACCAGAAGAACUACAAAAGAUGUUUCAGGCUGCUUCUUCAUUAACCGGCACAAACCCCGUUGGUUCAAAUCUUGGAUCCAAUAUGCCCGAAAUGUCACCUGACAUGGUUAGUAUGGCAUCUGAAAUGAUUGGGAAGAUGUCCCCUUCUGAACUGCAAAAUAUGAUGGAUUUUGCUUCUAAAAUGGGUGGGCCUGGUAGUGCGCCUGUGAGACCAGGGACUGGGAGUAAUAUCCGACCUUCAUCAAGAGCAGAAACGAGUAGCAAUAACUUCCAACCUUCAUCUUCGCAAACUGUUGUGGAGAACCCUGAUGAAAUAGUAAUAAACAACCAAAGUAUGGACCAUUCAUCAUCCAGUUCCCCAGUUUCUACAGCUGAUAUGCAAGAAACCAUGAGAAAUUCUAUGAAAGACCCUGCUAUGCGGCAGAUGUUUGCAUCCAUGAUGAAGAACAUGAGUCCUGAUGUGAUGGCAAACAUGAGUGAGCAGUUUGGCAUGAAGCUGUCGAAGGAGGAUGCCGCCAAAGCUCAACAAGCUAUGUCUUCAUUAUCUCCAGAAGAUUUAGACAGAAUGAUGAAAUGGAUGGACAGAGCACAGCAGGGAGUAGAAGUAGCAAAGAAGACGAAGAACUGGCUCCUAGGCAGGAAAGGCCUGAUCCUUGCUAUUGUCAUGCUGAUCUUGGCCUUCAUCCUACAGCGGCUUGGAUUCAUCGGUAGGUAGGUGAUGGCCUAAACAUCCCAUAUGAUGCCCUGUCGAGCAGUGCAUCCGGCAACAAAUAACUAUUCGGCAGCUACAUUAUGCUCGUUUUCCCUGGCUAGAAGUGAUGGUGGGCGGAUGACAAUGUGGAAGCACCUUGGGAAGAGUCAAGAACUUUUUGUACCAUUGUUUAUUCUUUCGGCAUAUGUGUUUAUAAAUUGUAACAGAUUAUUAGAAGUAAAUGGUCCAGUAUUGCCAUUUGGACAGUAGGCUGACUUGUAAUGUUACGAAUGUCCUAUGUUAUUUCGCACCAAAGAAUUUCGUGUCCAUAUUCA
Triticum aestivum (bread wheat) is the source of this 2264-nucleotide messenger RNA. RefSeq names its product outer envelope protein 61. The record is from RefSeq and is a predicted model, not a curated record. The transcript is spliced from 10 exons. Gene Ontology annotation, molecular function: protein binding. Lineage: Eukaryota; Viridiplantae; Streptophyta; Magnoliopsida; Poales; Poaceae. Bases 259 to 1953 code for a protein of 564 amino acids.